CAAUGACUGUCAGCGCCCUCCCCUAAUGGGCGUGGCUUCCGCAGUAGUCACCAUUGCUGCGCUGGGAGCCGGAGUGGGGUGAGAGCGGUAGAGUGCCCUAACAGCGAGUGAGACAGCGCGUGGGGCGGGCCCUUACCUGCCCCUUACAAUAAAACUCGCUGAGAGGAUGUCUCCCGGGCUGGGAGCUGGGCUACAACAGAGAGGGGAGUCCUUAUUCGCACCAGUUCUCUCUGUUUACAUCUGGGUUCCACGUCGGCUCUGACAGCAGCCAGUCAGCGUAAUGGCAGGAGUGGCCAAUAAAAAGUCCAUAAUACUCGGGGUCCUGGGGGUGCUGCUAGUGGCUGUUGGUACUGUCCUGGUCUUCCUGGUACCGAUAAUAAUGGAACAACAAGUAGAGAAGAAUGUCCGCAUAGAUCCUACCAGUGGGUUUGCGUAUGAGAUGUGGAGAGACCUACCUGUUCCAUUCUAUAUGUCGGUCUACAUUUUUGAAGUUGUUAAUCAUAAGGAAAUGCUAUUGGGAGAGAAGCCACGAUUAGAAGAACGUGGUCCUUAUGUGUACAGGGAGAACAAGCAAAAGCAAAACCUAACCUUUCAUGAAAAUGGAACCGUCUCAUUUGUGGAGAUUCGUACCUUCCAUUUUGCUCCUGAGAAGUCUAACGGGAAAGAGGAGGAUUAUGUUAUAGUGCCAAACAUUCUGGUUUUGGGCUCAUCCAUCAUGUUGCAGGAUUUGGGAAUAGCAAUUAAAUGGAUCAUCAGUGGAGGAUUUAGUGCUUUUAAUGAGGAGGCCUUUAUUAAUCGAACCGUGAAGGAUAUUUUGUGGGGCUACGAAGAUCCAUUCUUGGAUUUCCUAAACACAUUUCUACCUGGAAGACUUCCCUUCAAGGGAAAAUUUGGCUUUUUUUCAGAUUUUAAUAACUCUAAUACAGGAAUAUUUACAGUCAAUACUGGGAUGGAUGAUAUCAGCAAAGUUCAAAUGGUAGACAACUGGAAUGGGCUCAAAGAGGUUGAUUAUUGGAAUUCAAAUCAAGCAAAUAUGAUCAAUGGAACUGCAGGUCAAAUGUGGCCUCCUUUCAGGAAACCCUCAGAACCUCUAGAAUUUUACAGUCCAGAUGCUUGCCGGUCAAUGAAACUGGUAUAUGAAAAGGAAGCAGAAUUCAGGGGUGUACCAACGUUUCGAUACACUGCUCCCAAUUACCUGUUUGCCAAUGGAACAGACUACCCACCCAAUGAGGGAUUCUGCCCCUGUGUGGCUUCUGGAGUACAGAACGUCAGCGCUUGUCGAUUCAAUGCCCCAUUGUUUCUAUCAUUCCCUCAUUUCUUCAAUGCAGAUCCUUCCUUUUUGGAGUCUGUUGAUGGGUUGCACCCAACUGAAGAGCUGCAUUCCCUUUUUCUAGACCUGCAUCCACUGACAGGCAUCCCAAUGAACUGUUCCAUUAAAAUGCAACUCAACAUGAUGGCCAAAUCAGUGUCUGGAAUUAUGCAAACUGGACAGAUAAAACCUGUGAUUCUCCCAGUGCUGUGGUUUGCAGAGAGUGGGUACCUUGAUGGUCCAGUGUACAACACUUACUACAACAUCCUGAUCCUCCUGCCCACACUACUUGAUUACCUACAAUAUGUGCUCAUAGGCAUUGGCCUCUGUUUUAUUACAGUUGCACUGGUUCUCCCCUUUAUUAAACAGGACAAAUGCUUCUUAUUUUGGAGUAGUAAUAAAAAUGUUGAUGAAAGUCAGGAAUUUAAAGCCCAAAAAGAAAAGUUGAAUGCUCCAAACGGAAUUGUACUACUGGAGGCCAGAUUAUAGGUGCGUACAAGUGUCGAAAGCAAGAGCAAGCCCUUAAUGACACAAGUGGAACUGAUGAUGCAACUGAAUAUUCUGAGAAUUCAAAGCUUCUAGAGGAUCAGGAUUACGGAACACCUCAAACUUGAUAUUUCACUGUUCUCUAAACUUUUCCUGAGGAUUGACACCCUACAGGGAUUGUUUAUGAGUUUAUCUAAACACUACAAAGCUAUCUUGUGAGUUACAGAUCGCUGGGAUAGCGUUCAUGGAAACUUCGGCUCCAUCAUCUUGGAAGGAACAGCUUGAGCUUUGUCGGCUAACCUCCAUCUUUGUGCCUUGUGGACUAAGUGGGCUAAGGAAAGCAUGAAGAAAGUGAUAGCAUAUAAUAUAAUGUUAUGGUAAUGGUAUCAUUAUAGCGAUCUACUUAAUUAUGAAUCAUAUAAUCACUAAACAAUUCAUAAAUUGAAGCAGUUUUCUAUCAGGAUUCAGUUGAUUGUUACAUUUGUGUCAUUGGUGUAUUAGCUGCCAGUCUAAUUCUAAAAAAUAAUAUCGGACUCUUAGAUAUAGUAGCACUUCAAAUCUAGUUUUUCCACAAAGCAAAUAAUUUAAUUUACACAAAUGAGUGAAAGUCCUAAGCAUUUGACUCCAGCGAAGGUGCAGGAUAGUAGGUAGAUGACCACAAUGGAUAAGACAAUUGGGCUGCCACCUGCUUGUAUCUACCUAUUAUCAUAAAUGUAUAGCUGCCUUAUUAAGUUGCAAAACAGCCUUUUAAUAAGCUCAUUGUGUCCGUUUAAAUGUAUGUAUGAUGGGUAGCAAUCCAGUGUGACACUGUUAUGGUAUGUCCUUGCUUGUUCUAUGUAGCAUGGAAAGUGCCCGCAGCACUAAUUGUUAUGUUUAUGGGUUAAAUAGCCCAUGUUUGUCUGUCUAAGGUGAGGGCACACACUGCUAUAUUGGGCGAUUAGUCGCCCAGCAACAAAUCGCUUCUUCUUCGGCGACUAAUCUCCCCGAACUGCCUUCCCGCUGGCUAGAAUCUAAAUUGCCGGCGGGAUGGCACACGGAGCGCU
This is a messenger RNA of Xenopus laevis (African clawed frog), 2838 nucleotides long. It is a transcript of the gene scarb1.S, whose product is annotated as scavenger receptor class B member 1 S homeolog. Lineage: Eukaryota; Metazoa; Chordata; Amphibia; Anura; Pipidae. Gene Ontology annotation, molecular function: low-density lipoprotein particle binding; scavenger receptor activity; lipid binding. The record is from RefSeq and is a predicted model, not a curated record. The transcript is spliced from 13 exons. Gene Ontology annotation, cellular component: cytoplasm; membrane; caveola. The coding region runs from base 281 to 1798 and encodes 505 amino acids. Gene Ontology annotation, biological process: plasma lipoprotein particle clearance; cholesterol import; vesicle-mediated transport.